GCAGUCUUCACCGAGACUCUAACCGAUCGCCAACGAUCGCUGGAACGGACAGGUGAAUCGGACAUCCUGUGGACAGCGUGAUUUCCGUGCGGCCAGUUUCAAUCGUUUCGGCCAUGGCUACCAAGAAGCCCCUGUCGAUGCCUUAUCCAUAUUGUUUGGAGGAAAUACUGAAGAACAACGUUGAAAUUAAGAUGUCGGACAUCGAGAUGCUGAGGGAGUGGUGCGAGAAACAGCCACAUCUGCCGAAGAUCGUUGAUCUUCUACUGGUGUUGUUCCUGCAUAGCAAUUACUAUAGUAUCGAGGCAGCGAAAAAAACGGUGGAGAACUUUUAUACUUUGAGAUCACAUGUGCCAGAGUUCUUCGCGAACAGGGACCCAUUGGGGUCGAAGGAGCUUCGACAAGCUUUCAACGUGGUAGCCGCGAUUGGACUGCCACAGUUAUCGAAACAAGGUUACAAAAUACUGUUUGGGAAGCUGAUGGACCCCGACCCAUCUCAUUACUCGUUCGACGACAGCACCAAGUACUUCUUCAUGGUGUCCGACUUGGUGGCCUUGCAAGCACAAACCGUCGACGGAUACAUUUUUAUCGGGGAUGCUUCGAACGUGUCGCUGGGUCAUGUUGGCAGAAUAAGUCCGAUGGGUAUGAAGAAAUUGGUGACGUACGUUCAAGACGCGAUACCGGUUCGAUUGAAGCAGAUCCACUUUAUCAACACGCCGCCGGUAAUGGACGUCAUCAUGAACAUGGCGAAGCCGUUCAUGACUAGGGAUCUGUGGAGCUUGAUACAUUUGCAUUCGUCGUUGGACACGCUGGAGGAAUACGUGUCCCUCGAUAUACUCCCAAAUGACAUCGGCGGGAAAGCAGGACCAUUGUCCAAAUUCCACGAGGAACAAAUAAAAGAAUUAGACAACAAACGCGAUUGGUUCAUAGAAGAGGAACUCGCGUAUCGAGUGGACGAGUCCCAGCGGGUCGGCAAAAGCAAGACGGCGAACGAUUUGUUCGGCGUCGAAGGAACGUUCAAGAAGCUCGAAAUCGAUUACUUGUCCCAUCACAUUUUAAGAGCACGAUUGAGUUUGAAUGUCUACGGUCAGCCAGUACCAUUCAAGCCGCCGACUAGGCCAUCACGGGACGAAUCCUUCUUCGAUACUCCAUUGUACUCGGCUGGCGAUCCCGCAAACUUCUGCGCCUUGAAAAGCCAAGCGAUCCACAAAAAUCUCGAAAAGGAAACCAUGGCGAACACUGGAAAACUAAUAACGUACGAGGAGGAGCUGAAGAAGAAUCCAGAUUUGAAGGAGGAUGAUAUACAGAUGUUGAGGGAGUGGUUGAAAAAGCAGCCGCAUUUGCCGAAAAUCAGUGACGCCGAUCUGGCGUUGUUCUAUCACAGUAAUUAUUAUCGAAUAGAACCGACCAAGGCGACCAUCGAUAGUUAUUUCACCGUGAGGACGCACGUGCCCGAGUUUUUCUCGAAUAUGGAUCCUCUGGGCUGCAAAGAGCUGAGAAAAGCAUUUCAGACUGUAACGAUCCAGAUUCUGGACAAGAAGACUCCCGAAGGUUACGUGAUCCUCUAUGGAAGACUGAUGGACUUUGAGCCAUCGCAAUUCGUCUACAACGACACCAUGAAGUUCCUGAGCAUGGUGGUGGAUCUAUGGCUCCGUAUAGAAGGCACGCUGCCGGGUCAUAUUAUACUCUUCGACAUGAAGAACGUCGGUUUUGCUCAUGCUGCCAGACUGAAUCCCAUGGGACUGAAGAAAUAUCUCUAUUACCUGCAGGAGGCACUUCCGGUCCGCCUGAAAGGUUUCCAUUACAUGAAUAUCACGGCGGUGAUGGACGUGAUCCUGAACAUGAUGAAGCCGUUCAUGAAGAAGGAGCUGAUGGACAUGCUCCACACACACACGACCCUGGAUACGCUGGCGAAAUUCCUGCCAAUAGACGCGUUGCCGACCGAAGCAGGUGGAAAAGCAGGCCCCAUAGAGGAGCUGCACAAGAGAAGCGUGAAAGCACUUGAGGAGAAUCGGGAUUUCUUCCAGAUGGAUGAACAAACUAGACGGGUUAAUGAGGCGUUGAGGCCUGGCAAAGCAAAAUCGGCGACCGACAUUUUUGGCGUUGAAGGAAGCUUCAAGAAGCUUGACAUCGAUUGAUUUCAAUAUUGCUGUUGCACGUUCAUUUCUGGGAUAACGUCUAAUCGAUGUUAUUUCAUCAUUUCGACGGACGAAAGCUAUGUAAACUACUAUUAAAUGUAAUUGUUCAAUAUGA
This is a messenger RNA of Megalopta genalis, 2250 nucleotides long. Its product is annotated as alpha-tocopherol transfer protein-like. Gene Ontology annotation, molecular function: phosphatidylinositol bisphosphate binding. The record is from RefSeq and is a predicted model, not a curated record. Gene Ontology annotation, cellular component: membrane. Lineage: Eukaryota; Metazoa; Arthropoda; Insecta; Hymenoptera; Halictidae.